This is a messenger RNA of Hypomesus transpacificus, 4802 nucleotides long. RefSeq names its product extracellular sulfatase Sulf-2-like. NCBI's taxonomy places the organism in Eukaryota, Metazoa, Chordata, Actinopteri, Osmeriformes, Osmeridae. Gene Ontology annotation, cellular component: plasma membrane; cell surface; Golgi apparatus. The record is from RefSeq and is a predicted model, not a curated record. Gene Ontology annotation, molecular function: calcium ion binding; glycosaminoglycan binding; N-acetylglucosamine-6-sulfatase activity. The transcript is spliced from 21 exons. Bases 111 to 2810 code for a protein of 899 amino acids.
CUUGGAUACCAGAAGGAGCAAGAGAGACGGAGCGCUUGGCAACACUGUUAUGAGGUGGUGAGCAGCAGUCCAGGCAGCCGAUUGGUUCAGCGGGAGGGUUAAAGGUCACCAUGGCGGGGCGGGGCCUGUGCCCCCGCCUCUUCCUGCUCCUGGCGCUUUUCUCUCUUGGCCACGCCUCCAUCUUCCUGUCCAGCCAGCGCCUCAAGCCCCGCCUUCAGAGAGACCGACGGAACAUUCGUCCCAACAUCAUCCUCAUCCUCACGGACGACCAGGACAUAGAGCUGGGGUCGAUGCAGGCGAUGAACAAGACUCGUCGGAUCAUGGAGCAAGGGGGCACCCACUUCACCAACGCCUUUGUGACCACGCCCAUGUGCUGCCCGUCGCGCUCCUCCAUGCUGACGGGGAAGUACGUGCACAACCACAACACUUACACCAACAAUGAGAACUGCUCCUCCCCUUCCUGGCAGGCCCAGCACGAGCCGCGUACCUUCGGAGUGUACCUCAACAACACUGGGUACCGGACAGCCUUCUUUGGGAAGUACCUGAACGAGUACAACGGCUCCUACGUGCCUCCAGGGUGGAGGGAGUGGGUGGGGCUGGUGAAGAACUCUCGCUUCUACAACUACACCCUCUGUAGGAACGGCCUCCGGGAGAAACACGGCUCCAACUACCCCCAGGACUACUUGACAGACCUGAUCACAGAGGACAGUAUGAGGUACUUCCGCUCCUCUAAGAGGGUGUACCCCCAUCGGCCCAUCCUCAUGGUGUUGAGUCACGCCGCGCCCCACGGCCCCGAGGACUCCGCCCCCCAGUACAGCACCGCCUUCCCCAACGCCUCCCAGCACAUCACCCCCAGCUAUAACUACGCCCCCAACCCAGACAAGCACUGGAUCAUGCGCUACACGGGGGCCAUGAGGCCCAUCCACAUGGAGUUCACCAACAUGCUGCAGAGGAAGAGGCUGCAGACGCUGCUGUCUGUGGACGACAGUGUGGAGAAGAUCUACAACAUGCUGGUGGAGACAGGAGAGCUGGAUAACACCUACAUUAUCUACACAGCAGACCACGGCUACCACAUUGGCCAGUUUGGACUGGUCAAGGGCAAGUCCAUGCCCUACGAGUUCGACAUCAGAGUCCCCUUCUACAUCCGGGGGCCCAACAUAGAGGCUGGCUCCAUAAACCCCCACAUGGUUCUGAACAUCGACCUGGCCCCCACCAUCCUGGACAUCGCUGGGGUGGACACUCCUUUUGACAUGGAUGGCAAGUCCAUCCUCAAAUUGCUGGAUACAGACCGGGCCUUCAACAGGUUCCAGGUGAACAAGAAGGGCAAGGUCUGGAGGGACUCCUUCCUGGUGGAGCGAGGGAAGUUCUUCCACAAGAGAGAGGAUGAGAAGGAAGUGGCCCAGGAGGAGAACUUCCUGCCUAAGUAUCAGCGAGUGAAAGACCUGUGUCAGAGAACCGAGUACCAGACGCCCUGCGAACAGCUGGGACAGAAGUGGCAGUGUGUGGAGGACUCUACAGGGAAGCUGAGGCUGUUUAAGUGUAAGGGGGUGGUGAGGGGGGUGUCCAGGGGCGUGGUCAAGGGCAUGGCCAACCUGCCGGGGGGGCGGGUCCCCAGCACCGCCAGCAUCAAGUCUCAGCUCUACCGACGAAUCACAGAGCCUGACGACUGUAACUGUGGGGGCCCCCCCAGCCUCCCUGGACUACGCAUCAACUCCUUCAAGAAGAAGUUCCUCACCAAGAAGAAGAUGAAGUCCAUGAAGAGCUACUCCAGGAACCGCUUCAGUCGCUCGGUCUCCAUGGAGAUGGGCGGAGACCUGUUUGCUGUCGACCUGGAGGAUGGCUACCAGCCUGUUCCCCGCAGCAACCUGAGCAAGGGCGGGGCAGUGACCCCUGGGCCAAUCCAGGUGGAGGAUGAGGCCAGCGGAAUGGGAGGAGUCACCACACAGCCCAAGACCAGCGAGAGUCUGGAGGUGCCCUCAUCCAUCAAGGUCACUCACAGGUGUGCCAUCCUGGCCAACGACUCAGUCAAGUGUGACACAGGGGUGUAUAAGUCUCUCCAGGCAUGGAAGGACCACAAGCUGCACAUCGACCAUGAGAUCGAGACCCUUCAGACAAAGAUCAAGAACCUGCGUGAGGUCAGAGGUCACCUGAAGAAGGCUCGUCCUGGAGAGUGUGACUGCAACCGCUACAUAUACAAGUCUAAAUACAAGAGUAAGCUGAGACACAAAGGUGGCAACAUCCACCCCUUCAGAAAGGGCCAGGAGAAGGAUAAGAAGGCGUGGCUGAUGAAGGAGCAGAAGAGGAGGAAGAAGAUGAGGAAGCUGCUGAAGCGUCUGAAGAACAACGACACCUGCAGCAUGCCUGGCCUCACCUGCUUCACACACGACAACCAGCACUGGCAGACUGCUCCCUUCUGGACCAUGGGGCCGUUCUGUGCUUGCACCAGUGCCAACAACAACACCUACUGGUGUCUCAGAACCAUCAACGAGACCCACAACUUCCUGUUCUGUGAGUUUGCCACUGGAUUCCUGGAAUACUUUGACCUCAACAUUGACCCUUACCAGCUGAUGAAUGCUGUGAACACACUGGACCGUCAUGUUCUGAAUGAGCUCCACGUGCAGCUGAUGGAGCUACGGGCCUGUAAGGGCCACAAGCAGUGUAACCCCCGCACACGCAGCCUGGAGCUGGGAGGGAGAGAGCGUGGCAGCUUUGAUGAAUACAGGCAGUUUCAGCGGAAAAAGUGGCCUAAAGUGAAGCGUCCUUCUUCCUCUCGAUCGCUAGGACAGAUCUGGGAGGGAUGGGAAGGAUAGAGACCAGGAGGGAGGGGCUCCGUCUGUCUGGGCGGGGCUUGGAGGGGAGCUGGAGGAGGAGUCAGAUGCCCAGAGCUCCACCCUCAGCUUGGAGGAUUGGUCACACUUCUCUUCUGCUGUCCAUAACAUGGUGGUACUGCUAGGCAACGCGCCCCGCCGUCACCACGGAAACCGUCCUCCGGGAGGAGACCACACGUCAGCAUCACCAAUUGACCAAUCAGCUUCAGCCAUUGACCAGACCACUAGGACCACGCCCUCUUCACUGCUGAGGAGGGCAAACUCUGGAGCCCUAGAGGACACGCUGGGGCUGACUGGACACCCCCCCUCUCCACACUCCUCUUCAUCCUCCCCCACCACCUCUCCCUCCUCCUCCUCCUUCACCCCUCGCCCCUCUCCUUCCUCCUCCUCCUCUUCCUCCCCCCUCUCGCUCUCUGAUGAAGAAGGUAGCACCAACUGGGGUAGGUUUCUGAGGGAGGAGGAGGAAGACGAGGAAGAGGAUGGUUUGAGCCAAGCAGACAUGUGGAGAGACUGGCUCCAGAGACAGAGGCAGGCUUACUGUGACUGCAGUGAUUUCGAUCCUUAGACACCCUCAGCAGCGUCUGUCCAACAGCCUGUCUGUCUGCCCUCUAUCUGCCCCUUAAUGAUUCUCUGCCCCCCCCUCUCCCCUCCCUUCAUCCACUGACUGGAUCAGAACUCCUUCUCCCCCCUUUUAAAUUAGGUUUUAGUUUGAAUAUUCCUGUGAUACGUAAGGCCCAUAGGGGGCCUUGGUAACAGACAGAUGUGUUUGUAUUGUGGAUGUGUGUUGUUGACUUGAUUCCAUCCUACUGUCUCCCGUGCCCCCACAGUGAGCUUCAGUGUAUGUGGCACACUGCUUUCCCCCAAUACUCUGUGCUACUAAUUCAAGUCUGAAAACAGAUUAGCUAACAGACACACACACACACAUACUCACAGAGUGCCAUAUUUUCUUAGCUUCAUGAUGUUUAGUUUUGAAUGAGAAGCCCGAGACUUUGGAUGUGUUUGAUGUGAAUCUAUUAGGAUCUCACUUCCUUAGUUGGUUUAGGUUUGUUAUUAAUUUCGACCUGAGUGUUUGGCAUCCAGAUGUUGAACGAGACCUUUGACUAAUGUCAUUUGUAAAGCAACCGCCAGCUCCUGGCUUCCUGUUACAACGCCCACCAGGCAUUUAUCUGACCUAAUAGUUUUGGAACCACAAAACUGACUGGGACUCACAACUCCACCCAGCCUGCAUCAUGUAAGCAAGUUUAUCGUCAAACGCGCCCUAUCCACCUGUUCCUAUGGUUACCACUGAUAUGCCUGCUGCCACUAAUGGGCUGUCUGGAGUUCCCGCUUGUCACCCAUCUGCCAGUAGAGAGGAAGCGAGGGUGUGCUGGGUUUGAUUGGGGACUUUGGCCAGGGCUGAUCCCCUCAGGUAGGAGGGAAGGCUGGUAGCCUGCCCCUGACCUGCACCCCUGCCCACCCUGGAGGAUCCAGCAGCACUGAAGAACCAAAUCUAACAACCCCCUUUCUCUCUCUCUCUCUCUUUAACACAGCUGUUACUAGUCACUUUGUCUUCGCUAUACAUGGUGCUAUCGCAGUCUCCACAUAUAUAUGAUAAAUUGCUGUAUGUAUUUGAAUGUAUGUUUUACAAUUAAUGUAAAUGUUUUAAUUAAAUCUAUUUUAUGAUAGCCAGAAGAGGGGUGACCAACCUAACAUGCUGAGCUGUGAUAACUCUGUUCUAGUCCAAUCAGAGAGCAGAUUCACCCUGACCCACCCUCCUCCAAAUCCCUUUUCCCUGUUGAGACAAGAAUCAACCAGAGGACUGGAGCACUUUGACAGGGACUACUGUACACAAACGAAGAAAAGACAGAUGGUUUUAUCCUAACAAUGCCUUGUACAGUUACAUAGAUCUAUCAGACAUAUAUUUUGGUCUCCCUCAGUUUACCAGUGACCCGUUGCUAGUGGGUGUUAGUUUGUGAAUAAAGUGUUGAAUGCAAA